Molecule: messenger RNA, 735 nt
Organism: Neolamprologus brichardi
Lineage: Eukaryota; Metazoa; Chordata; Actinopteri; Cichliformes; Cichlidae
Source: RefSeq, a predicted model, not a curated record
AUGGAGCCCAGUUUACGCGUAACCCGGGGUCCACCCGGCGAAGUGCUCGCCAGUGAGGUGCAGGAGAACCAAGGAGAAGGAGGACGAGAAGGAGACGAUGAUGAUGAUGUGAAGUUGAGAGUUGUUUGCUCCGGCGCUUGGGGGUCCCUCCAGACCCCAAUGUUUGACAUCGUAACUUACGAGGUGCCUCACUGGCUCAGUGUCCUCGUGUUACGUUAUCUAGCUGUUCUUGUUUGUAUCCCUCCAAAGGAAAAGAGCAACCGAGUCACAGUCUCCCUCAAUCCAUCUCACAAAGCACCAUCAGCGAACACCAGCACCACAGACCUCUCAGACCAUCAGAGCAUCUCAGAUGUUACACUUUCAGCUUCUCUGGACUCUCCGGACCCAGUUCUGAAACAACUGAGGAUGUUAGGCAAAGAGCUCACAGCCAUCCGAGUUCAGAUGGACAAAUACUGUGAAGGGACCAAAGCCACACAGGAGUGGGAAAUGAUCGGGACGGUGAUCGAUCGGCUGCUGUUUGGCUUGUACAUCAUCUUCAUUUUUGUGAGCUUUAUCACAAUAAUAAGCAUCUGGAUAUGGAAUCAUUCAUUUGCUACACGAUUAGAUCAAUAACUGCAUUACAUGGAUUAGUGCCAUGGCAAUAAUGCCCUGCUUCUGUUGUCUGCAUUUCAUUCCUGUAAUCAAAAUAGCAUCAGUUAAUGAGCAUUUGUCUGUAAGGUAGCUGGCUUUGGCAAA